UAUUUUCCAUAAUAACAUCAGAAUCAAGAAUUGCCUUUCAUUAGACUACUAUAUAAUGUUCCCAUCAUAUAAUGGGUCUCUGAAAGCUAACCCGGGCAUGCAAAAAAGCUAUUUUUAUCUUUGUUAAUAAAAAGGCAAAAUUGUUUACACGCUCUUUGGAAAUUGGCUCAAAGCACGUCACUGGAUACAAAUUUUCUGUUGUUAUCACGUAUCCAAAACACACCCGCGCAAUCACAAAAAUGUAACGCUAACAUUAAUAACAGCAAAAAUUCCAAAGUUCAAACCAAGACAGUAAUUAUACAAGGUAGGUUAACGGAAGGUAGAUUUCAGAGGUAAAAUAAAGAAUGACAUUCUGUGUAGACUCAACUCUAGUGUUGGCUUGAGUCCUCGAUGACAAAUUGCCUUGCGUCAAUAGUGGGAGUCUACGAUGUCGCCAUGUGUGUGUGAAUAAAUGUGCAAGGAUCGCACGGAGAGGGCCCGCCAAUCGGACAAUGGCUUCCCACUGUUUGUAUUUCUGAAAGCCACAUUAUUCAGACAUUUAGAAUAUCUUCUUUUAUGCUGUGUCACUCUUUGCUUUUGUAUCCAUCAGUGUCUCUAGAGUUACGUUCUUAUCAGUGUCGACUGUCCAUAGGGUUCUGAUGGAGACAAUAGACUUAAUUUUUGCAUGGUGUCUAGUGGGAGUGGUCAGUGAAGGGCUUCAUGAAUCACGUGAACAAAAGGGGUUCUUGCCUCAAGCUGGCAUGUUAGUUUGUUUCAUUCAGCAUUUCAGUGUACAUUCUUUAAGGGUGCUGCAUUAAUUAUGGGAACAGCUCAAAGGUGAGCAUACAGGACCAUUGGAUUGAGUUUGGGACAGAUGGCAGUUUUCUGUAUUUGAUAUCUAGCACAAAGAGAAAACACAAGUCAGCCCAUCAAAACACUGCACAGAAGGAAGCUAAUUACAGCACAAGCAUGGCAGACCAGAAAGAUAGACUGGAUGAUUUUAAAGUCCAGACACCCAAGAAUACCAACAUCAGCUCGGCCCAACUACGGCAGCACAAUGAACACUCGAAAGACCGCGCCUCAAAAAGGCUCUCCACUGACUCUAAUGGGACAAGCGACGGAGGUGUGGGCUCAUCCACACCAGUGGAGCUGACCGCCUUAGAGGAGUCGUUUCGUCGUUUCGCCAUCCACGGCGACACGCGCGCUACCGGAAAAGACAUGCACGGAAAGAACUGGUCUAAGCUCUGCAAGGACUGUGGCGUGAUCGACGGCAAGAACAUCACCCUCACCGACGUCGACAUUGUCUUCUCCAAAGUCAAGAAGAAAUCCUGUCGCACCAUCACAUAUGACGAGUUCAAGGUCGCGCUGGGUGAGCUUGCCAGAAAAAAGUAUAAAGACAAGACUGGAGAAGAGGCUGAAGCUGAGGUAUUCAAGCUGAUUGAAGGAAAGACGCCCGUCAUCGCCGGGGUGACGAGAGCUGUCGCUUCUCCGACAGUCAACCGACUGACAGACACCACCAAGUUCACGGGUUCGCACAAGGAGCGCUUCGACGACACAGGGCGCGGUAAAGGGAAGGCCGGACGAGUAGACCUGGUCGACACUUCAGGAUACGUCUCAGGAUACAAGCAUCGAGGGACCUACGAAAAGAAGGUCACUAAACCCCCCACUGCCAAACCCAUGUGAAGGGUGGAGAUCAACGUGGAUUGCUGGCUAGGAUCAUUCUCUUUGAAAAGAUUAUUCAAAACAAGAAAAGCAAAAUCGGUUGUCAAAUAUUUUCCCACCCAGUUAUUUUGUCUAUGUACGUAUGCGUGCGGAGAGUGUCUCUCUCUUUAUGAAAGUGUGAGAACUGGAAAACUGUUUACAUCUAUUUUUACAAAGUCUUCACCAGCUGGUACAUUCCUGUCUAAUAGCGAGCUACUGCCAAGAGGACAACGCUGAUGAUGAUGAUAAUGAUGAUGAAGCGCUGUUGUUUUGAUCCGGCCUUAGAAAAUUUAUCAAGCACAAUGAACAAUGGAAGCCAAGAAAAACAAACAAAAAAAAACAUACAAGGGUUACAUGUAAUUGCACUUUUUUUUUGCAUAUAAAACAACAACACCCACUUUAAGAUUUCAAUUGGCAAAGUGUUCCAGAUAAUUGGCAUUCAUUUCUAAAUGUAUUUAAUAUUCUGUCUGGUGUCUAUCGCUUGUUAACUAUUCACACUUGUCAAUGGUCUAUAAACUUCAGUUUUCAUUUUAUAAGAGCUUUCUUUUUCUUAAUAUGCCUUCAGCUCAUCUAUUUUGUCACCCAAGUAAAUUUAAAGAGAUUCCCCUAUUUUCUCUCCCCAUCUCUUUUAAUGCCAUUUUGCAUAAAGUUUUAAAAUCUGUAAAUUCAGCAGACAGAAGCAAAGUUGUGCAAGAUUGUAUUUUUAACAUUUGACUCAAGAUAUUUCCCCCCCUUUUCUGCACAGUACCUCUAAUAUAUUUGUGGUUAGAUUGUGUAUGAUCUAAUAACCGUAGCCACUCUGAUUUCUGACACUGGCUUAAUAUUCCUUUCUAUGUUGCUGUACCUUGUGCAUGUUCUUAUGUAUAUUACAUUUGAUUGAGAAGCACAGAAAUGAUAGUAGAACUUUGUUGUAUUUGAUCUACUGUGCCUGCUGUGAGGACAAACUACUGGACGGUUUUUUCUUGCUUAGAAAUAUUCGAGUCAUGCAACGUUUUAUAGCUUGAUAUCCAUACAAUAUAUACAUGGAAAAAGUUGGCUGCCAUCAAAUGUUGUUAUAGUUGUUAUCCAGAGAACCUUUUAUGUGUGGUACUGUCAUCCAAGACAAAAACUGAAGAAGAAAAAAAGCAGGGAAUGCCGGUUAUAUCCUUAAAUACUGUCUGAUGUAAAAGGGAAAGAAAUCCAAACUUUUGUAAAACAUUUUUAAAAGUGACAGUGUUUGUUGUCACACUUGCCUGCAGUCGCAGCCGCAAAACUAUAGCAGCUAUCAGUGUAAUUAUUUUGUCUGCUGCAGUAGCUCGAGUAAGCUCCCUGUGCUUAAUGCCAAAUACUGUGCACCUUUAAUGUGGACGAACUUUAUGUGAGUAUUAUUUUUGAAUUCAUAACUUUUUAAUGUGCUAUUGUGUCCCUGGUGCAUGCAGUGGAUCUUUGUACUUGUUCUUUAGACCUCUUAAUUGUGUGUUCAUGAUUUGUAGUGCAUUACUGAAAAUAAAACAAAAGCACAUCCAA
This is a messenger RNA of Corythoichthys intestinalis (scribbled pipefish), 3186 nucleotides long. Its product is annotated as tubulin polymerization-promoting protein. Gene Ontology annotation, molecular function: tubulin binding. Gene Ontology annotation, biological process: microtubule polymerization; positive regulation of protein polymerization; microtubule bundle formation. The transcript has 5 exons. NCBI's taxonomy places the organism in Eukaryota, Metazoa, Chordata, Actinopteri, Syngnathiformes, Syngnathidae. The coding region runs from base 949 to 1662 and encodes 237 amino acids. The record is from RefSeq and is a predicted model, not a curated record. Gene Ontology annotation, cellular component: microtubule.